Messenger RNA from Necator americanus (New World hookworm), 396 nucleotides. RefSeq lists its product as uncharacterized. Lineage: Eukaryota; Metazoa; Nematoda; Chromadorea; Rhabditida; Ancylostomatidae. The record is from RefSeq and is a predicted model, not a curated record. The transcript has a single exon. The coding region runs from base 1 to 396 and encodes 131 amino acids.
AUGCAGGCUGUUCACGAACUGCUCACGCAGUGCCAAACUUCAUUUAACAUGUGUGGAUUGAGCAUUAGGCAGAUCGUGACACUGAUAAAUGAAUGCCUGAAUUGCUCGAUUUUCCGAUGGUCGGGACAGUACUACCGACAACUUAGAGGCCUAGCUAUGGGACAAAGGCUGGCACCUGCUCUUGCCAUUGUUUUCAUGGCCAAGAUCGAAAAGCCUAUAACAGACCUCAAACCACUGCUGUAUUAUCGGUACAUAGAUGAUUGUUCCGUCGUCUGCUCAAAACAAGUAGAACUAGACACAUGCUUCAAUCUUCCCAAUCAACAGUGUCCGCACAUCCAGUUCACAAGGGAGAGACCAAUAGACAACUGGUUGGCUUUCUUGAAUGUGCACAUUUAA